UAUGUAUUUACUUAAGGAACAUGCCAGGAACAACAUGGCUUUCUCUAUGAAUAAUGUGUCAUGGAUAAAGGUUUUUACUGUUGGGAGCCCAGUUUUAAGGCACACUAUAAUAUUUAGCGCUGAUGAAUCCCUUCACUGAUCUCUCCCAGCCUCCUCAGAUGGCAUGUGUCCAGAUAGCAGCAGUGGGGGUUGAAGUCGGGUGGUGUGAGUUGGUGGCGUGAUUCAUUGACCUUGGUACCUGUCAGCAAGGGGCCAACAGUUGUGUACCUACAGCGGGUGAAGACUAAUCCAGGUCCUAUGCUUGACAAGUUGAUGCACUGCUCUGUCAACAAAGAAGCUAAUACAAGAUGAGUGUCACAGAAGAUUUGGUUAUGAGUAAUGGUGUUGCAGUCGUGGACAGUAAUACUGAGAGCAUCCCUUCUCUAAAGGCACUGACGCUGUCAGACUGUAGGAACAGAAAGACCCACUCCUCUGUCAUCCUCAAUGGCAAAGCCCCGACAGCUGACCUCAGUGCAGCUUCAGAGAACCAGGACAAUGGAGGGACUGCUGAAGGACUUUCUCCAGAAGAGCCCAAGGCAGUUUCCUUGUUGACGGCCAGUGUGGCAACAACUCUGUCCCCAUCCGACCAGCUAUGGACCACCAGCAGAGACAAGGCAGUCAAGCUGAGGAUGGAGAGCUCAGGCCCGGCCUCGAGGACCCCCAUCACCAUCCAUCAAAUGUUCCUGGAGACUGUGGAGCAAUACCAGGACCAUCCAGCUCUGGUUUCCAAGAAAGACGGCCAGUGGGUGACCCUGACAUGGAGGCAAUACUACGAGCAGUGUCGGGCAGCUGCUAAAAGUUUUCUUAAGCUGGGGCUGCAGCGUUACUCUGGUGUGGGGAUUCUGGGAUUUAACUCCCCUGAGUGGUUCAUCUCAGACAUCGGAUGCAUCUUCGCUGGGGGUCUAGCAGCUGGCAUUUACACGACCAACUCUGCAGAGGCUUGUCAGUAUGUGGCUGCCAACUGUGAGGCCAACGUCUUUGUUGUGGAGAACCAGAAACAGCUCGACAAAAUCCUGCAGGUUAAACACCAGCUGCCUCAUCUGAAAGCCAUUGUCCAGUAUAAAGGAGAGCUGCAGAAGAAAGCACCAUUCCUGUAUACAUGGGCAGAGUUUAUGAAGCUCGGCGAGGACGUGCCCGAUGAGCAGCUGAAUACUGUGAUUGACAGUCUUCGAGCCAACGAGUGCUGUACUCUCAUCUAUACCUCUGGAACCACUGGCAACCCUAAAGGAGUCAUGUUGAGCCAUGACAAUCUGACAUGGACAGCAUAUAUAGGAUCAUCCAAGGUAAAUAUUAACUAUGCUGAGGAGGUGGUGGUCAGUUACCUACCGCUCAGCCAUGUGGCAGCCCAGAUGAUUGACCUGUGGGUUUCCCACUUUCACUACAAUGCCCAUUCAUUUUUCCAGGGCUCUUUGGUAACCACACUGAAAGAGGUUCGUCCAACUUGGUUCCUCGGGGUUCCUCGCGUGUGGGAGAAAAUGCAGGAGAAGAUGAAAGCUGUCGGUGCCAAGGCACCCCCAAUGAUGAGGAGAAUAUCAGACUGGGCCAAGUCCAUAGGGCUGCGAUACAACUACAGCGUCAUGACUGGGGAGAAUCUGGUGCCGUGGGGUUUCAUGCUGGCCAACAGUCUGGUCUUCAAGAGGGUGCGUGCUGCGCUUGGCUUAGACCGCUGCAGGUUCUGUCUCACAGGUGCUGCCCCCAUCACCAAAGACACUGUGGAGUACUUCAUGAGCCUGAACAUCCCUGUGACAGAAGCAUACGGCAUGAGCGAAAGCUCUGGCCCACACACCGUAGCCAUUAUUGGUGAAUACCGUGUUACAAGCUGUGGGAAGGCGUUGCCAGGCUGCAAGACAAAGCUGGUGAAUCCAGAUAAGGAUGGAAACGGAGAGGUCUGUUCCUGGGGUCGCAACAUCUUUAUGGGCUACCUGAACAUGCCCAAUGAAACAGCAGAAGCUCUCGACCAGGACGGCUGGCUGCACUCUGGAGACCUGGGAAAAUAUGACCAGCAGGGCUUCCUCUACAUCACAGGAAGGAUUAAAGAACUGAUCAUCACUGCCGGUGGAGAGAACAUCCCUCCUGUGCCUAUCGAGGAAGCACUGAAGGCUGAGGUGCCCAUCAUCAGUAACGCUAUGCUGAUUGGAGACAAACUCAAGUUCCUGUCCAUGCUGCUCACUCUCAAAUGUGUUGUGGAUGACAACAGUGAGCCCACAGAUGAGCUGAGCCCUGAAGUUCUGGACUUCUGCAAGCAGCACGGCGUCACAGCAACCAAGGUGUCAGAGGUCAUAGCCAUCAAGGAGCCAACAAUAUACAAAGCCAUUCAGGAUGGUCUGGAGCGCAUCAACACCAGAGCAAUGUCCAACGCCCAGAAGGUCCAGAAGUGGGUCAUUCUGGAGCGAGACUUCUCUGUCAGCGGAGGAGAACUGGGUCCCACCAUGAAAUUGAGGCGGCCCAUUGUUGUGAAGAUGUACCAAGAAAAAAUAAAUGGAAUGUAUACAGUGGCCACAGAAAAGCAGUAAACUGUACACUAGAUAAUAC
Monopterus albus (swamp eel) is the source of this 2571-nucleotide messenger RNA. Its product is annotated as long-chain-fatty-acid--CoA ligase ACSBG2-like. The record is from RefSeq and is a predicted model, not a curated record. The coding region runs from base 348 to 2552 and encodes 734 amino acids. NCBI's taxonomy places the organism in Eukaryota, Metazoa, Chordata, Actinopteri, Synbranchiformes, Synbranchidae. Gene Ontology annotation, molecular function: long-chain fatty acid-CoA ligase activity. The transcript is spliced from 16 exons. Gene Ontology annotation, cellular component: endoplasmic reticulum; membrane.